Messenger RNA from Centruroides sculpturatus (bark scorpion), 2090 nucleotides. Its product is annotated as transforming growth factor-beta receptor-associated protein 1-like. The transcript is spliced from 17 exons. The record is from RefSeq and is a predicted model, not a curated record. Gene Ontology annotation, cellular component: cytoplasm; membrane. NCBI's taxonomy places the organism in Eukaryota, Metazoa, Arthropoda, Arachnida, Scorpiones, Buthidae. Gene Ontology annotation, biological process: vesicle-mediated transport; autophagy; endosomal vesicle fusion. The coding region runs from base 161 to 2068 and encodes 635 amino acids.
CCAUAAUGGCGAUUGCUGAAGCGAUCUUGGGCUUCAUUCAAUGGCGGUGAUCGAGGGAGGUGUCAGUUGAUAAACUUAUGUUGAUAUUUAUAGAGAUAGGAAAUAAAAGAUGAUAACUUUAACGUAAUUUUUAAAAUCGCAAUUAAUUUUUAUUAAAAUUAUGAGUGUCAAAGCUUUUGAUCUAGUGCCUGCUAUUGAAAGGGUGUCCCUUGGAGAUAAAGUUAAAACUUCUAUAGAAUGUUUGGAAUGCUGCGGUAAAGAUAUUUAUGUCGGAACGUCUGAAAGUUUUAUUAUUCACUAUCAUUUAGAAGAUAAAUCACAACCGGAUGGCACAUAUCGAUUUCAGAGUAAAAAAUUGAUGCAAAAAUAUCUGGGUUAUAAAAAACCAGUUUUACAAUUGAAAGCAGUCUCUGCCUUAAAUAGGAUAUUUGCACUCUGUGAUGGAAAUUUUAUGGUUCUUAAUAUGGUCGACUUGGAAACAAUUCCUUCCAUGUCAAAAUUAAAGGGUAUAACAUCAUUCUGUCUAAAUGAAAAUCCAACAGAAAAUAAUCCAUUCAGUGUAGAGGUUUGUUUAGCAAGAAAGAAACAAAUUCAAUUAUAUCAUAUAACUGACGAUAAGAUAAUUCAUAUUAAAGAUGUAAAUUUGCCUGAUUUAACUGUUACAAUGGAAAUGGAUGGAAAUUUUGCAUGUGUUGCCUUAUUAACAAAAUAUAUUGUUGUGAAUAUGGAAACAUGUUAUAUUCAAGAUCUUCUCCCUUAUGAAACAGGAAACUUUAAUCCAAUUGUAAAAAGGAUAACAAAGAAAGAAUUUCUUAUAGGUAGUCCAAGUGCCUUAGGUGUGUUUGUGACAACUGAAGGUACGUCGGAACGUCCACCAAUUCGGUGGGAUGCCGAAAUUGUAGCCGUUGCCUAUGCUCAUCCUUAUCUUCUUGUUCUAAGUAAUGAGUUCCUAACUGUGUUUAGUAUUGUUAAUCAUGAGCAGAAACAGAGGGUAGCAUUUAGAGGUGGAAUCUGUAUGGAUAAUUUUGAUGGAAAAUUAUAUGUAUCUUCGGCUGAUAUUAUUUGUGCUCUCAUUCCUGUACCGUGGGAAAAACAGGUGCAAGCUCUAAUAGCAGACAAAAAAGUAUCGGAAGCCUUGGAACUUGCUGAAUAUGCUAAUAAAUCUGGUCUUUCAAAAGAACAAUGCAAACAAGUCAUGCAGAGGAUAAGACAACAAGCAGGAUUUAUAGAAUUUUCCUUAUUCCAUUUUAGUAAAGCAAAAGAAUAUUUUCAGCUGGGCUGCUUGGAUGUUAGAGAAUUAAUAAGUUUGUAUCCUGAUUUAUUGCCAUCAUCAUCAUCAUCAUUUGUACGUUCGGUUCCACCUCUUCAUGAAAUUGCGAACAUUGAGCAGAUGUGUUCUUCUAAUCCUUCCAUGAUAGAUCAGUGCAAAGAAUUUCUUUUAUUCUACUUAGAAGAAUUAAGAUUAUCACAAAGUGCAGUAAAUUACAAAUUUGAGAUUGAUACGGCUAUAUUAAAGUUAUAUGCUGCUACAAAUUCUCCAAAUCUUCUUAAUUUAGUUGGGAAUUCACAAAUUGUUUGUGAUAAUAAAGAAUGUAUUCAGUAUUUAACUCAGUGUGAAAAAUAUCAUGCAUUAGCCAUCUUUCAUCAUAAUUUGAAAGAAAAUGAUAAAUCACUGCAGAUUUGGGCAAGGCUUAUUCUUGGCGAAAUUUAUGAUGAAGAUUUUCCUGGAUUAGAAUAUUUUGUAGAAUUUUUAUCAAAACUAAGUGAUUAUCACUUAGUGUGGAAAUACGUGGAUUUUGUACUUGAGAAAAAUGAAGAACUUGGAGUAAAGAUUUUUACAAAUCGUCCCGAAAAUGAAUUGCCGUCGGAAAGAAUGAGACCAGAAUUAAUUGUUGAUUAUUUUCACCGAUUUCCCGUAGCACUUAUAAAAUAUUUGGAAUAUCUCGUAUUUGUCAAGAAGUUAGAAAAAGAAAAAUUUCACACGCAUCUGGCCAUCUUGUAUCUGGAAAACGUAUUAAAAUUAAUCAAGUCUGGCGAGGAAUCAAGUAAUUUGGAAAAUGAAAGGUAAUUUAAUAACUUUUUAAAGAGUU